Messenger RNA from Candida dubliniensis CD36, 399 nucleotides. RefSeq names its product Pox18p (gene POX18). The transcript has a single exon. The record is from RefSeq and is a predicted model, not a curated record. NCBI's taxonomy places the organism in Eukaryota, Fungi, Ascomycota, Pichiomycetes, Serinales, Debaryomycetaceae. Bases 1 to 399 code for a protein of 132 amino acids. Gene Ontology annotation, cellular component: cytosol.
AUGUCACAAACCGUUGCUGCUCCAGGAUUUCAAGCCUCAGCAUAUUUUGAGUACUUGCAAGAAUGUUUGAAAGAACAGAUGAUUCGAGAAAUUGCAGUCGGUACUGUUAAAGCUAUUCUUGUUGUAACCAUCAAAAACAAAGACAACAAACAACAGACAUGGGUAUUGGACUUUAAAAACAAAGGUAGUGUUGUUAAAGCAGAGUCCGAAACAACACCACCAAAGGGUGAUGUUCAACUUAUUUUAAAAGAUGCCGAUUUCAUGAAAUUGGCAGAUGGUAAAGCCAAUGGUCAGAAAUUGUUUAUGUCUGGAAGGUUGAAAGUUAAAGGUAAUUUGUUGAAGGCAGUGUCUAUUGAAUCUCUUUUCAAAGACUUUGGACCUGUUCCAGCUAAGCUAUAA